UACUAGCCUACACCCCCUGUCCUCCGCUCUCACGGAAAGUUACAACUGAGUGAGGGGGUAUGACAUACACAGCUCCGAAUGGCAUAGGAGGGAGUGGAAAGCUCGUAGCAUGUAUUCCGAGUAAUAUGUUGUCCUCAAGUGUUUUCUUCCGUACGUUUGAAUGACAGAAGGACAACUGACAUCCAGAAUAUGUAUGAAUGGGGGUGCUGGUCACGGUGAAGCUUGUCGAUUAUCAAGCACGAUACGUCAUUGCGAUCUGCAGGGAUUGGCUGAAUUCUUUUCCUUUCUCUCAGUUUUUGCAACCCCGGCUGGUCUUCGCCUCCGGAACAGCGGGAACCCAACAGUAACGUCAGGGUGAUUCCUACGGGACUCUGAGACCCUUUACACUCCGGAGGAAUGGUCGCAAUAUAGCGGUUUUUGGAGAUACGCUCUGGUGGAGAUUGUAUUCACAGCAUUUCCCCCGUCAUUCUCGGAAUACACACUUUAUCUGUGAAACGUGCUAAAUGGGUACCAGGACAUCCGAGAAUGUGGCGCUUUCCAUACCACACUGCACCUUCAACGGGACUGCCCAAACCAAUGGGACCUGCAUCGAGCAAAUGGACCAGCUGUUCCAGUCGUUCUCAUCCACCGCCGUGCUCUUCGUGCUCAUUGCGUUGAUCAUUGGAAUCAUAUUUAUUUCCAUCGUCACUUUUCACUUUCACAAAAGUAAGAUGAAAAAGCGAAAGAUACAGAAGGCCCAAGAGGAGUACGAACGCGACAACUGCAGCCCCAAAACCGUCAAAGGAAAGCCGGUGGUCAGGCAGUGUAUCAUGGUGAGACCGGGGAAACGGUCACCCGCCGCAGUCCAGAGAAGUGAACCAAACACACCGUCUCAGGAAGACUCCAGUGUUACACCCAUCCCGGAGAACGAGUCAAAAGCGAACACACGACACACAGGACAGGAAAAUGACCAGAACUUGCUAGAAUCUGUCGCGGUGUCUUGAUAAUGCAAUACCACGAAGCAUUUAAGGAACAAUGUAAAUAGAUACCGUGUAUUCAUACUAUUAUAUUACAUAGGGGUUAAAUCGAUUCUACAAUUCUACAAGCAUGAACAAUUAUAAGUCUUCAUUAUAGCUUCAGCAGGAGCGCGAAGCAACCACUGAGAGCAGUAAAUUACUUUAUACAGAGCGAACAGUCUUGUUUCUGGAUCCUUGACGGUUUCCACCGUCCUUUCCUGGGGGACUUUACCGGCCUAAAGCUUUUUGGAACUGGGGACCACCUACUGGCAAAUUGAAUUAACUGUAAUAUAAUGAUAGUUACUGGGAAAUGUGAUACUUAUUUUCUUGCCGGCGAAGUGUUGCUGUGGGUUAUCGGAGUCAGGCAGAGAUGCAGGAAAGGGGCCGGGCGUGUGUUGUUCAUCUUGUAUAGUAGACCGCCGCUGUCCAGUGAUGAGGUGCUGAAACGAGGACGCGACGCGGACUGAUGUCCCUCUCCCCGUAGAACUCCCGUUAGUCGCGCAUAUUCUUUUGUAGACUCCCUUCUCUUCAGUUUAUGGUAAACCAGUCAACGUUAAGUGUUUCAGUAGAGCAUAAUUACUUCCGUUAAGAUAGCUUAUAGCCUAGUAGUUCGAGAGUUAAACCUGGCCAUUUUUAGUAUACUUUCCUGCCGUAUUAACCUGGCCUAGACAUACGCAAUUUUAUACCCAGCUAACCCUUUCCCGAGACUGUUAACGUGAAACUGCAGCUACUAGUGGUUGUAUACCCUUGUUUUGGUCACGGUGCUGUAUAGUGAUAUUUAUGUACUACUACUAAGGCAUUUCAGUUUAGUCAUAAUACAGCUCAGAGUCAAUUUAAUGCUUUUAUUUUGCUCUUUAAACUUCCUUGAUUAUUUUCGCUCUAUUUUGCUUUAGAUAAAUAUAUAAAUAAUUAUUCUUUCUUGAUCAUUUAUUUAAAUCAUAGGAUUAUAAAAGUGUAACUCAUGAACUACAAUAAAUGAGAACUAAUUUUAAAA
Messenger RNA from Clupea harengus (Atlantic herring), 1989 nucleotides. RefSeq lists its product as uncharacterized. The record is from RefSeq and is a predicted model, not a curated record. Lineage: Eukaryota; Metazoa; Chordata; Actinopteri; Clupeiformes; Clupeidae.